Condylostylus longicornis is the source of this 2256-nucleotide messenger RNA. RefSeq lists its product as uncharacterized. The transcript is spliced from 2 exons. Lineage: Eukaryota; Metazoa; Arthropoda; Insecta; Diptera; Dolichopodidae. The coding region runs from base 199 to 2019 and encodes 606 amino acids. The record is from RefSeq and is a predicted model, not a curated record.
UUUAAGAAGUAGUGUGUGUAUGCCGACAAAUAUAAAAAAAUUUCUUAUAUUAUAAAAUUGGUGCUUUGUAUGUGUGGUGCUUCUUAUAUUAUUUUAUGUUAAGGAAAACUCUACAGGAGAUUUGUACAUUGAAAUUCAAUUUGAUUAAUAAAAUUUUUGAAGAUUUCACCACAAAAAUAUCAAAACUUAAUACUUUAAAUGGCUACACUACUGUCAAAGAAAAUUACAAAAUUAAAAUUACUUAUUGGAUUAUCAAUAUGGUCAUUAAUAAUAUUAAUAAUAUUUAAAUUACAUAAUAGUAAAACAUCAAUAAUAGAACAUUUAAAUUUGCAAUCAUCAAUAAAUGGUGGACGUAUUCUAUUACAAAAGAAUUCAGCAUUCAAUAAAUAUUUUUUAGAUAUAAUUUCAACGACAACAUCAACAAUAUCAACAACAUCAUCAAUAUCAUCAUCAAUCAUUAAUAUUGGACAUUCAUAUGAUUCAUCUGAAAUAUUAAUUGAUAAUCGUCCGCCAUUAGAUGAAGAUCAAGUAAUUAAAGAUGUUGAAACAAGAUUACCAUCAUUACCAAUUGCAUAUUGGAAUAAAAAUAAAAAUUUUUUACAACAGAAAUCUGCUCAAAAGAAUAUUAAAUGUGCAAAAUAUCCAUCAAUUUAUGAAUUAGAAUUUAAUAAUAUUUAUUGGCAAACCCAACAUACAACAAAUGGUACAUUUCAAUUAUUUGGUGCCUAUUAUGAUAUUAGAAAAAAAUCAAAAUUAGGACCAGCUGUACGUAUACUUGGUAUGAUAAAUCGUAUUGAACCAAAAAUUAAAACAUAUUGUCAAUUUUGGUUUGAUGGACAAAAAGAUCCGGCAAUUGUUAAAACUUUUGAAUAUAAAUAUAUUUGGCAUAAAUCAUGGGGUAAUUAUAAACAGGGAAUUUAUCAACCAUAUUUAAUUGCAUGCCGUUUACCAAAACCAUUUUAUGGUGUUGUACCAUCAUCGGUAUCAAUUGUUGAAGAUAAAUGUGCAACAGCUACAAAUAAUUUACGUGUUCUAUAUAAUCGACCAGAUGAUGAUAAAAAGAAAAAUUUUGCAAUAUGUGUGAAAGGAUUAGAUUUUCUAUAUGAUGAUAUGUCAACAAGAUUAGUUGAAUGGAUUGAAUUAUUAAGUAUAUUGGGAGCUGAUAAAAUCUUUUUUUAUCAAUUACAAAUACAUCCAAAUAUUUCAAAAGUAUUAGAAUAUUAUGAAAGAAAAGGUAUUGUACAAGUAACACCAAUAACAUUACCAGGUGGCCAACCGAAUGUACCAGGUUUUCAACAUUUAUAUUUACAAAAGAAAUCAUUUCAUAAAAGACAAAAUGAAGUAAUACCGUAUAAUGAUUGUUUUUAUAAAAAUAUAUACCGUUAUAAUUAUAUUGGAUUAUUAGAUAUUGAUGAAGUUAUAAUGCCACUCUAUUAUCAAAAUUGGUUAGAAUUAAUGAAUAAUGAAGUAUUACCGAAAGCGAAAAAAAUUCGUCCAUCUGGUUAUUCUAGUUAUAAUUUUCGUAAUGUUUAUUUUUUAGAUGAUCAUCAUAAACCAGAAUAUGGAUGGUAUCAAGAUAUACCAAAAUAUAUGCAUAUGUUACAGCAUGUAUAUAGAGCGAAAAAUUUUACAAAACCAAAUGAAUUUGUUAAAUGUUUUCAUGAUCCAGAACAUGUUGUUGUAUUACAUAAUCAUUUUCCAUUAGGUUGUUUAGGUGGACCAUGUAAAUCAUAUCCAGUUGAUAUUAGAGUAGCACAAUUACAACAUUAUAGAGCUGAUUGUGUUAAAAGAGUUAAAAAAUUAUGUAAAUAUUAUCGUGAUAAUUCAAUGAAAGAUACAACAAUAUGGCGUUUUAAAGAUGAACUAAUAUGGAGAACACAAAAUUCAUUAAGUGAUUUAGGUUUUAUAUCAAAAAAAUUCUCACAUCAUUAUUAUAAAAUUAGUUAUAGUGUUAGUAAUAGUACAAGUAGUAGUCGUAAUAUUGAUAAUAAAAAUUAUUUUGAAAAUAAUCAUAGAUGAUUAACUAUUGGCUUAAACUAUUAUUAAUUUGGAAUUUAAAUAAAUUAUUGGAAAAUUACUCGUAUAUUAAAUAAUUUUGUGUAAUUAUCGAAUAUGUGUGUAGAUUAAAAUAGAAUUUUCGAAAAUAUAUGUGUGUAGAUUCACGAAUAUAUAAGAAAAAACAAGACAAGCAAAUUUUAGAUAAAUUUUGUAUGUACACAAACACCACUACCAUUAGCAAUAAAUUUCAAUAAAAUA